Molecule: messenger RNA, 585 nt
Organism: Prorocentrum cordatum
Lineage: Eukaryota; Dinophyceae; Prorocentrales; Prorocentraceae
Source: the annotation of a GenBank genome assembly
AUGGGUGUCGUUCUGCUGUCUCCUGCCAGGCGCUUCAUGGACGAUCAGAGCAUGGACGUGCUGUGGGCUCGGUUUUAUGGGCAUCAUUUCCACAUGACCGACCAGGAUGCGACCAGGUUCGUUGGAUUGAGGCCCAAGCAGAUCUUCUCCAGGCUCGCGGCGCUCAGCAUAUCCGGGAAGUGGCACGUGACUGGCCGGGUCACGCAGAUGGAGCACGAGGUGGAGAACGCCUACGGCUACGUCCAGUUCUUCACGGAGCGGGAGCGCACGUCGCCCAUCGAGAGCAGCUUCGAGGGCGAGGUCGAGGACGACGAGUCGGCCUUUUUGGUGGAGGGCAAAAUGGUUGGGAACUCACUCGUGAUGUACGAGACCAUCACCAACCACUCGAACGUCCCCAUUGCGGUGAACAUCUGCUCUGGAAUCUUGAGCCUGCAGGGGAGCUUCAUGUCGGGGGUGUGGACACAGCACAACCCCAACCCCAGCGCCUCCCGGGUGCUGUCCGGCACGAUCAGCUCCGGCGUGUUCGAGGCGACGAAGCUGGACGAGGCCGGGGGCCUGGCAGAGCUGCCGCCAGCCCUCGCUUGA